AUGGCUAGCGUCUCCUUUCCUCUUGCUGGAAAACAUAAACAGGGUCCAUGGUUUGAAGUUGAAGGAUCUGAAGAUUAUGAUUCUUUCUUCUCCUGCUUGUAUGGCCUCAGUCCCCAGGACAGCAGGGCCGAUUCAAAGAUUGAUGAUGAUCAAAACCAGACCAUCCAAGUUUCACAGCCGGCUGAGAAAUCUGUGCAGAAUGAACAACAACCAACUCCAUUUUCUUUGGCAUGUGUGGAGGUCUUGAAAACUUAUGACAAGUUGUUCAAUAAACCAACAGAUGAGGGGGUAAACCACAAUAAAUAUAAUGCAUCCUCCUGUAGUAAAUUGUCAGUAAAUGAGGUAUUGAAGCUUGGCGGAGAAAGGUACAUCCAGUACAUCACUCAAAGGACAGAUGGGUUUUCCACGUUUAUGCACCCUUACGCCUCUGCUCUCUCAGCUCUUUCAGCCCACGAAACCCGGGACGUGGAGCUUGUGCACCUUCUUCUUGCAGCAGCAGAGGAUGUGAGUCGCCGCCAAUAUGACGUGGCAGCCAACCUCAUCUCUCGUUGCAUGUGGACGGCUUCUCAUUCCGGCAAUCCUGUCCAGAGACUCGUCUUCUACUUUGCUGAAGCUCUGAAAGAGAGGAUAGACAGGGAAACAACGGGAAGAUUAUUCAGUGCCGCCAGGUACCAUUACCGAGAAUGUAUGGGAUUGACUACUACCCCUGCAACCUUGGCCUGUCACCAAGGACUUCCUUUUAGCCAAGUUAUGCAAUUUGCAGGAAUUCAAGCCAUCAUCGAAAAUGUCAACACUACUAAGAUCCACCUGCUUGAUUUCAAUAUCCGGAGUGGGAUACAAUGGACGAUCCUGAUGCAAGCUCUGGCAGAAGAACAUCACGACCGCCCAAUACAGCUCAUCAAGAUAACUGCAGUUGGAGUCGCAGAUCAGCACAAAUUGGAGGAAUGCGGCAAGAGAUUGGAGAGCUUUGCCAGGUCCUUGAAUCUCCCAUUUGCUUUCCAUCUAGUCUUCUUAUCGGACUUGAAAGAUUUCAGGGAAGAUUUAGUCCAUUUAGAAGCAGAUGAAUCCGUGGCUGUAUACGCAAACACUGUGUUCAGGACAAUGAUCGGGAGGCCCGAUUGUUUGGACAGUUUGAUUUUAGCAAUCAGAAAGCUCAAACCAGUGGUAAUGGUAGUUGCUGAAGUAGAAGCAAAUCAUAAUUCCCCUUCCUUUAUCACUCGAUUUAUCGAGGCACUUUUCUUCUACGGUGCAUUCUUUGACUGCUUUGAAGAUUGCAUGGAGAGGAAGGAUCCGUGUAGAAGGACUAUCGAGGGAAUUCAUUUUGGGGAAGGCAUCAUCAACAUAGUUGCAGCCGAGGGGGAGGAGCGCUUCACUAGAAAUGUAAAGAUUGAUGUGUGGAGAGCUUUCUUUGCUAGGUUGGGAAUGCUGGAAAUUAAACUGAGUGAGUGUUCUAUGUAUCAGGCAAAGUUGAUUCUGAAGCAGUUUGAACAUGGGAGCUCCUGCAAUCUUUACAGUAAUGGGAAUGGCCUUAUUGUUGGAUGGAAGGGAACACCAAUCCAUUCUGUUACCUGUUGGAAGUUCAACUCUCAUGAUGAUUAUUAA
Messenger RNA from Ipomoea triloba (trilobed morning glory), 1602 nucleotides. Its product is annotated as DELLA protein RGL1-like. Gene Ontology annotation, cellular component: nucleus. The coding region runs from base 1 to 1602 and encodes 533 amino acids. Lineage: Eukaryota; Viridiplantae; Streptophyta; Magnoliopsida; Solanales; Convolvulaceae. Gene Ontology annotation, molecular function: sequence-specific DNA binding; DNA-binding transcription factor activity. The transcript has a single exon. Gene Ontology annotation, biological process: regulation of DNA-templated transcription. The record is from RefSeq and is a predicted model, not a curated record.